AUGCCAGAACGUAAUCUUGAAAACAAAUAUCGGCAAACGAAACGAGGCAACUUGGAGCGUGCGCACCAACAUAGCCUCGAUUACUUCUCUGGGAGGUUGGUUAUGGACGACGUCGUGUUUUGUGAAGGACACGAUGUAUGGACUAACGACUUUGAAAAAAAUCGGAUUUUGACCCGUGGCGUCAUGGCUGCUUGCGAAGGUAAAUUGGAUUGUCUCUUUUUUGACAAAAGCGCUUCGCAUAAGUGAUCAUCAAAAGCCAACCGUGAAAUACGUCACCUUGUUUAGCUAUCCGUGCUGUGCAUCAAUACACGUUUGCUGCUAAAUGUUGCCUAAGGCAGAGCAAAACGACUGCUUGCUAUACUGACUGUAGCGUAAAAUUGAUCGCUUUACUGAUCACUAUGGCCUUCGUCCGCCACCCUGAAUGCAUACCUGGAGAUCAUAUUGAAUCCCCUGUCGUGCGUCUGCGUUAACUAAAAACAAUGUUUUCUAGCGUUGGCAAUAUAAUUUAUGGUUACUAUUUAGUUUCUAGAUGAUUAGGUGUGGAGUCCGGCAGCCGUCUGGGAUAACCGGGCAGCCCUGUUCAGGGAUGCGUUGCCUGCCCUCGCGAGGGGGAGGGGGCUAGAAAAGGUGCCGUAAAGAUCGCUGGGAACCAAGCUGUCUGUAGGCUGGCCGUGGCCGCAGACAAAAAAACACGGUCGAAACAGCCAAAACCGAAAUAACAAAAACAGCAAUCACACUCUUCCUCUUCCAGCUUAUUCUUCUUCUUCUUCUUCUUCUUCUUCUCCUACUCCUACUUUUCGCCGCUGCAGUCGCCAGACUGGCAGGGUGAGCCCGCUCACUCUGGCAGCCUGGAAUGUUCGUUCCCUUUUAGACAAUCCGAGGAGAAACCGACCGGAACGGAGGAAGGCGCUAGUGGCACGAAAACUGGCGCGCUACAAGGUGGACAUCGCCGCACUCAGCGAGACCCGGUUCUCCGAACAAGGCCAACUGGAGGAGGUGGGUGCCGGCUACACCUUCUUCUGGAGCGGUCGACCCAAGGCAGAGCGACGGGACGCGGGUGUCGCCUUCGCCAUUCGGAACGACAUCGUAGGACGACUGCCCUGUUUGCCGCAGGGCAUCAACGAUCGCCUGAUGAGCCUCCGCCUGCCUCUCUGGGGAGGCAAAUUCGCCGCCAUCAUCAGUGCCUACGCUCCGACGAUGACCAACCCCGACGCCGUCAGGGACAAAUUCUACGAGGACCUGCGUGCCCUCUUGGCGACUGUGUCAAAGGCGGACAAGUUGAUUGUCCUUGGUGACUUUAACGCCCGCGUCGGCACAGACCAUACUGCCUGGAGAGGAGUGCUGGGUCCCCACGGUCUACGCGGCUCAAACGACAAUGGUCUGCUGCUUCUCCGCACCUGCGCAGAACACCGCCUCAUCCUGACGACCACGUUCUUUUGUCUGCCGGAGCGAGAGAAGGCCACCUGGAGGCAUCCUCGGUCGCGCCAGUGGCAGCUGCUGGACUAUGUCCUCGUCCGGAGGCGAGAUCAGCAGGACGUGCUGGUGACGAAGGCGAUCGCGGGUGCUGACGGGUGGACCGACCAUCGCCUCGUCAUCUCGAAGAUGCGUAUUCGCCUACAGCCUCGCAGGAGACCACAAGGUAAACGACCCCCAGGUAAGCUGAAUGUUGCCUUGUUGUGUUUGCCCGCUCACCAUCUUAAUUUCAGCAAUGAGCUAGCUCAACGGCUAGACAACCUUCCUAUCGCUGCCGCCGACGACGCCGCCGCCGCUGCCGAGAACGCCUCCGUGGAGAACCGCUGGUGUCAGCUGCGAGACACGGUCCAGUCGACGGCGCUCGCCGUCCUCGGUCGCGCUCCCCGCCAACACCAGGACUGA
Messenger RNA from Spirometra erinaceieuropaei, 1875 nucleotides. Lineage: Eukaryota; Metazoa; Platyhelminthes; Cestoda; Diphyllobothriidea; Diphyllobothriidae. The record is from the annotation of a GenBank genome assembly.